UUUUGUUUUGGAAGCUAAUUCAUUUGUUUUUUACAGAUGCCUGCACUGAUUUAAACUUCAAUUAUUUCACACAUUGUUAAAAGGUCUAAAAAACAAUGUGCACCAACUGACACCUCAGUGCCCUCAUCUGGAUCAACUGUAUGAAUGACCUUGCAUAACUUAAAUCGCAGGAAGAAAGAACACGUUUUUGUAGGCACUGACAAAUAGUUUCGUUUUUACUGGAUAAAGAUUAAGUCUAGUCUUAGACUACACAGCAUUAUGAAUGGGGAUUAUCUAUGGAAAGAGAAUUGUAGUUCAGGACUAGGCUUAAUCCCUGUCCAGGAAAUCAACCCUUAAUAUACCAGCCAGUAACUUCCGAUGAAGUCUCCUGUGCUUGGUAAUGUCAAUUUUUCAAGUCAGAGUUGGAGCCUUUUUAACAUCUAUCCACAGCAUUAUCUGACAUGGUGUGAAUAAAAUUCAAUCAACUGGUCAGGUCCUCAUUUUGACAAGUCCAGAGGCACUUUUUCAACAGUCAUCCUGAACAGCCUGUGAUAAUCGACUUUAAAGACGACCAAGAUUAUAAUCAUGGUGGCUUCAUAGAACGAUCCUGCAGUGCUCUUUGUCCGGUGGUGUUUGUUGUUGUCUGCCUAAUUUAUGAAAGGUUUUAAGUGGUGCUGAAGUUUUAAAAGUGUUUACCUGGCAUGUUUUUGUAUAGCCUCAAUUUCCAGCUUGAUCAGCUUGUACUCAUAAGCCCUAGCAGUUGUGUAUGUUAAUGGACUGAAUAGAGGCGGUGCUUAGAGCAAACAGUCUGGUGAGUGUACACCCACCCUGUUUCCCUUGUCCCAGUUCAGUACAACUAAAAUCAGACUUCAGUGAUGAGGUUUUCAGGGCUGUGUGAGCUGGAAGUAGUCUAGCUGUCAGUUUGCUACCAUGAUAUACAGACAUCUUCUCCCGUUGGUAGCUUUGCUAAUAAUCGGGUCUUAAAUAACUCUCAGUGGUAACAUACUGGUGGUUCCUGGUGAUUACAGCCACUGGUAACUGUUCUUAUCCACACAGUGUCAGCUUUGGUCAAGCACGUGCAAAAAGAGAACUUCAAAUACACUGUUUUUAAGAUCAUCAUGGAAAAACUAGAUACACAGACCGUGUGGCAGAACCUUACCAAUGCUUGGAUGAAUCAGAUUAUUGCCAGGAUUCAGAGUUUGUUGCUGUUUUUGAACAUGAUGUCUGAAGUUACCUCACAGCACCAAGGUCAUUUUGUUUUGGCACCUAAUUUGUUUGGUUUUUUUUACAAAUGUCUGCACUGAUUUAAACCUUAAUUAAUUCACAUGUUGUUAAAAGGUCUGAGAAACCAUGAGCACCGACUGACACCUCAGUGCCCCCUUGUGGAUCAAUUGUAUGAAUUUCCUUAAAUCGUGAAAAGAAAGAACACGUGUGUUUUUUGUUGGCAGUGACACAAAAUGUUUCGUUUUUACUGGACAAAGAUUAAAUCUCGUCUUACACUACACAACAUUGUGGAUGGAGAUUAUCUACUGAAAGAAAAAUGUAGUCCAGGACUAGGCUUAAUCCCUGUCUAGGAAAUCAACCCUUAAUAUACCAGUCAGUAACAUCAACUGGAGCCAGCUCCUGUGAUUGGUAAUGUCAGUUUUUCAAGUCUGUGUCAAAAUUGGAGGCUUUUUACAUCUAAUCACAGCGUUAUCUGGGGUGAACGAAAUUUGAUCAACUGGUCAGGUCCUCAUUUUGGCAAGUCCUGAGGCACCUUUCUCACAGUCAUCCUGAACAGCCUGUGAUAAUCAACUACAAAGACAAGCAAGAUUAUAAUCAUGGUGGCUUCAUAGAUUGACCCUACAGUGUCUAGUGACCUUUCUUUGUCCAGCGGUGCUUGUUCUUGUCUGCCUACUUUAAGUGGUGCUGGAGUUUUAAAAGUGUUUAUCUGGCAAGUUUUUAUAUUGCCUCAAUUUCCAGCUUGAUCAGCUUGUACCCAUAAACCCCACCAGUUGUGUAAGUUAGAGGCGGUGCAUAGAGCAAACAGUCUGGUGAAUGUACGCCCACCAUGUUUCCUUUUGUCCCAGUUCAGUAUUACUUUAAUCAAAGUUCAAGAAUGAGGUUGUCAGGGCUAUGUGAACUGGACGGUAGAGGCAACAAGUAGUCUAGCUGUCAAUUAGUUUACUACCAUGAUAUACAGACAUCUUCUCCCGUUGGUAGCUUUGAUACUGAGCGGGUCUAAAAUGACUCUCAGUGGUAACAUACUGGUUCUUCCUGGUGAAUACAGCCACUGGUACAACAUGCGCGUAAUCGUGGAUGAGCUGGUCGAUCAGUGUCACAGUGUGACUGUUCUUGUCCACAAUGCGCCAGCUUCAGCCAACUACUCGCAAAAGCAGAACUUCAAAUACAUUGUUUUAAAGAUCAACAUGGAAAAACUAGAUACAUAGACCGUGUGGCAGAAUCUUAACAGUGCUUGGAUGAAGCAGAUUAUUGCCAGGAUUAAGAGUUUGUUUUAUUGUUUGAUUGUCGAUGUCUGAUUUUGAGAGUUACCUCACAGCACCUAGGCUAUUUUGUUUUGGCACCUAAUUUGUUUGUUUUUUUACAAAUGUCUGCACUGAUUUAAACCUUAAUUAAUUCACGGGUUGUUAAAAGGUCUGAGAAACGAUGAGCACCAACUGACACCUCAGUGCCCAUCUGGAUCAACUGAAUGAAUUACCUUAAAUCGUGAAAAGAAAGAAUACAUGUGUUUUUGUUGGCAUUGAUCAAAAUGUUGUUUUUACUGAAUAGAGAUCAAGUCUAGUCUGAGACUACACAGCAUUGUGCAUGGGGAUUAUCUACUGAAAGAAAAAUGUAGUCCAGGACUAGGCUUAAUCCCUGUCCAGGAAAUCAACCUUUAAUAUACCAGCCAGUAUCUUCAGCUGAAGUCCAGCUCCUGAGCUUGAUAAUGUUAGUUUUUCAAGUCUAUGUCAAAGUUGGAGCCUUUUCACAUCUAAUUACAGUGUUAUCUUGCAUGAUGUGAACAAAAUUUGGUCAGCUGGUCAGGUUUGGUCAGGUCCUCAUUUUGACAAGUCCUGAGGCAGCUUUCCCCACAGUCAUCCUGAACAGCCUAUGACAACUUCAAAUACUUGCAAGAUUAUUGUCAUGGUGGCUUUAUAGAUUGAUCCUACAGUGUUCUUUGUCCAGCGGUGGUCGUUCUUUUCUGCUUGAUUUAUUGAAGGUGUUAAGUGGUGCUUAAAAGUGCAUAUCUGGCAAGUUUUUGUAUAGGCUAAAUUUCCAGGUAGGAGCAGUACAUUAUCACAAAAUGAUAAGCUCGUACUAAUAAGCCCCAGCAGUUGUUUAAGUUCAUGGACUUAUUAGGGGCGGUGCAUAGAGCAAACAGUCUGGUGAAUGUACACCCACCCUGUUUCCUAUCUCCCAGUUCAGUGUGACUUAAAUCAGAGUUCAAGGAUGAGGUUUUCAGGGGUGUGUGAGGUUCACAGCAGAGGCAACAAGUAGUCAAGCUGUCAGUUAGUUUGCAACUAUGAUAUACAGACAUCUUCUCCCGUUGGUAGCUUUGCUACUAAGCGGGUCUGAAGUGACUCUCAGUGGUAACAUACUGGUGGUUUCUGGUGAUUACAGCCACUGGCACAACAUGCGUGUAAUCGUGGAUGAGCUGGUCGCUCGGAAUCACAGUGUGACUGUUCUUGGGCACACAGCAUCACCUUCGAUAAAGUACUCGCAAAAGGAGAACUUCAAAUACGUUGUUUUUAAGAUCAACAUGGAACAACAAGAUGCACAGAACAUGUGGCAGAACUUCAUCAUUGCUUGGAUGAACGAGACUGUAACUGGGAUUCGGACUCUGAUGUUGUUUUGGAACAUGAUGUCUGAAUUUGACCGUUAUUUCGAGGCAGCAUGUGAAGGGAUGCUGCUUAAUCAAGAGCUCAUAGCUUCGCUUAGGGAAUCACACUUUGAUGUACUGCUGUAUGAUCCCAUCAUGCCAUGCAGUAAUCUGUUGGCAGAGACCCUCGGCUUGCCCCGGUUGGUGUCUAUUCGACUGUCUUUGGCGUACAGUAUGGAGAGACUGUGCGGUCAGUUGCCUGCACCACCAUCGUAUGUCCCCACUGUUGCAACCCAAGGACAUCUCACUGACCACAUGGAUUUCAUAGAGCGGUUAGAGAACAUGCUGUUGUACGUUGCUCACACAGCAAUUUUCAAACUGCAAAUGAUAUUCAUGUUUGAUAAGUAUUACACCAGAGUAAUGGGCAAACCCACAACGCUGUGUGACACUAUGGGAAAAGCAGACAUCUGGUUAAUCAGAACUUACUGGGACUUUGAGUAUCCACGACCGUUCCUGCCGAACUUUAAAUUUGUCGGGGGGCUGCACUGCAAGCCUGCAAAGCCGCUUCCAAAAGAGAUGGAGGAGUUUGUUCAGAGCUCAGGGGAUGAUGGAAUUGUGGUGUUUUCCCUGGGCUCCAUGGUGAAGAACCUCACCAAAGAGAGAGCCAACACCAUCGCUUCAGCGCUCGGGCAGAUCCCACAGAAGGUCUUGUGGCGGUAUACGGGAGAUAAACCAGACACUCUUGCUCCAAACACAAGACUCUAUGACUGGAUUCCCCAGAAUGAUUUACUAGGACAUCCUAAAACCAAGGCCUUCAUCACUCAUGGUGGGACGAAUGGACUUUAUGAAGCUAUUUAUCAUGGUGUCCCAAUGGUGGGCAUUCCACUCUUUGCCGACCAGCCAGAUAAUCUGCUUCACAUGAAAACCAAAGGAGCAGCUGUUAUGCUUGAAUUCAACAAACUAGAGACCAAAGACCUGAAGGACGCUCUCACUGAAGUUAUUAACAAUCCAUCGUACAAAGAGAGCAUCAUGAGGCUUUCCCGAAUCCACCAUGAUCAGCCGAUGAAGCCGCUGGACCAGGCUGUCUUCUGGAUCGAGUUUGUCAUGCGCAACAAGGGGGCCAAGCACCUGAGGGUGGCAGCCCAUGACCUCACUUGGUACCAGUACCACUGCCUGGACGUCGCUGCCUUUUUGCUGUCCAUAGUCGCUCUGGUCACGUUCAUCUUUGUGAAAUCGUGUGCUUGGCUCUUCCGUAAAUGUUGCAGAAGGACCUCAGCAAAGAGCAAAAAAGAGUGAAGAACUGAAUGAACAUCACUGUGUUAAUGACUACUGUGAUAUUUUUACAUGGUUUUAAAGUCUAAUGUGCUGUAUUGUACUGUAAAUGUACAGCAUACAUUCCUCAGGGUUUUCACUGUUUGUAGCAGUGUGGGCCAGUGAACUUAAAUCCUAGAUUCUCAGCGAUUCUAACACAGUGUAAAGUAAUUACUUGUUUUAUAAAUCAUUUUCACUGUUCUCGACAACAGUCAAAGGGAUUUUAUCCAUAUCUUGUACAGUGUUUUGUUUUGAAUAAAAAUGAAAUUUUGAUUAUAUAAAUGUCAAAUGAACUUAUUUUUUAGAUUCUAUAUAUAGAUAUACUGAAUUAUAAUGUGAUUUUCCUGGAUAGUUGAAACUUGAACUUGACAGUGAACCUAAAAACUGACAAAAUAGAACAAAAUAUGACCAGUCACUUUGUAAGUGUGAGGAAUAGUAGAAGUAGAAGAAUCAUAAAGAAAUUUAAGCCUAAUAAAUGACUAACGAAUAAGAAUAAUAAGAAAAAUCUGUAUAAAUGAUGUUUUUCUCUAAAAUAACUGAUGUUUACAUGUAGGUUUGGUGUCUCAGUCAAUGAUUAAGCAUAAUUUUGGAAUACAUUUUUCUUUCAAUAGAGAAUCUCCAUCCAGUGGAGGCUAACCUAGUGGCCAUUCCACUGGUGGAAUGGAAAUUGACUGUUUCAAAUCAUUUUGAUCAAAUAAGAUGUUUUCUGUAACUCUGUUAUCAGAUAGAAAUAAAUAUGACACUGUUGGCUCUGUGUGUGAAAUGUUGGGAAUCUUGUAUUGAGCUGCUAGCGAGCAAUGAGGGGUGAACUGGGGAGGACCCUCUGCUGGGAAAACAGUUCACAUCUCUCCACAAAGACGGCCAUACUGAGAUAAAUGGACAACUGUAGCUUUCUUCAUAUCAAACAACUGUGUACAACUGUGUGAUGAUGACUGCUCCCAAGCCAUCAUCACCAGACUAAUCAUGUCAUGCUAUGUCGAAACCCCUCAAAGAAAAGCUGAGCAUUCAGCUGACGUUGAAAUGACUGUGAAUAAAGUUACAAACAAAAUGUUAAAAUGCAUUCACACAUACUUUCACUUUCAACAACAAAUCUAGCUAUAGAGAUGUGCUGUAUAUGUACAUCUUCCACUGUAAUUAAAGAAAUAUAAGGGAAGGUUUUAAAGAAAUUGUACACUUACAUUCAGAAUUCCCAAGGAAGAAAUUUAAAUGGGCACAGGUGGGAUGAGCACCGUUCUAUGAAGCAGGAGUAGAAACCGGGGUUUGGGCCGGGGGGGGGGUUGUUCUGUUUACCCACAUCUCCUCCAAACAAAGAAUGUUAUAGCUGAAUAUACAGAAAUACCCAGGUUAUUGACCACAAGCUCAAGGGGUAAAUAACUUUUAAGUUAAAGGUGGCUUUGAGCCUCUUUAUUUUGUAGAUUUCAUUUCAUUGUUCUUUUUCUGUUUGUGUUCUCAUCACUUGUAAAUAUUGAACAUGUUUUGGUGCUUUCUUGGAAUUUAAUAAAGGCAUGGCCAUUGGAAUGGAA
This is a messenger RNA of Colossoma macropomum (tambaqui), 6612 nucleotides long. RefSeq names its product UDP-glucuronosyltransferase 2C1-like. The transcript is spliced from 6 exons. Lineage: Eukaryota; Metazoa; Chordata; Actinopteri; Characiformes; Serrasalmidae. Gene Ontology annotation, molecular function: UDP-glycosyltransferase activity. Bases 3482 to 5074 code for a protein of 530 amino acids. The record is from RefSeq and is a predicted model, not a curated record.